This is a messenger RNA of Fulvia fulva, 897 nucleotides long. RefSeq lists its product as uncharacterized. The record is from RefSeq and is a predicted model, not a curated record. The transcript has a single exon. The coding region runs from base 1 to 897 and encodes 298 amino acids. NCBI's taxonomy places the organism in Eukaryota, Fungi, Ascomycota, Dothideomycetes, Mycosphaerellales, Mycosphaerellaceae.
AUGGAGAAGCUGAAGGAACUAUGUUCACUGAUUGGGCACAUCCGUCAAGGACUGGCUGACUGGAGACUGUAUCAACGAUAUCCAGACCAUCCGAGGCUCAGGGAACUUAAUGUAUUGCGAGUUCCGAUAUUGACGGACUUCCUCUGGAUGCUGCAGCGAUUCCAUGCUUUCGACUGCACAAAAGCCAAUGACAGACUCCACGCUAUUGCAAGCCUGUGGAAGAGUACUCAAGCGGCCGAAGUCUUCAACAUAUCUUCCGACUACACUCUCUCAUGCGAGCAGCUGUAUACACAGUUUGCUCAUCGCUUCAUCACGGCACAUCUGCCGAGGACCCAGGCCAUCAGCCAACUCUUGAGUAUCGCAGCAGAUCAAGCAGGUAGCGGCACUAGGGAGAACCGCGAGCCUGUGCCUUCCUGGGUGGUCGAUUGGCGACUGCAACCCGCGUUGAACAUCAGUCUGGACGAAGUUUUCGGCGAUGUCAAUCUGCGGCACUCCGAACCAUCUGACGCAUCGGAAAUUAUCCUAGCCACGCGAUGCUAUGGCACAGUCGUCGAAGCCCAUGGCCACUAUCGCGACUGGACUUUGCUGACGGAACGCGGUCUGGUUAUGCCAUGUUCCGAAGGAAAUCUUUCUGAUGAUGAGUACGUCACUUCAUUGAGCCAGCUUUGCACCAGACUAGACCCCGGAGACAUUCUGUGCCAGCCAUACGCGCAGUAUCGUGGAAGACUCGGUCAUGUGGCUGACGCAGGCAUCGUCCUGAGACCUUGCAAGACACAACCACACACGGUGAGAAUUGCUGGCCGCUUCCCCUUGGACCUCUGGUUCAAUGGGGCCACUGGAAUAAACAGAGACACCGCUAGCAUACCGUCCACCGCCAUCACCGUCUGCAUCGUGUGA